AUGGGCCUCACCAAUCCACCGCUCGCACCGCAGCCGCCACCACAAGCUGCUCCUCAGACCGAUACAGCACGUGCAAAUAUCAGGUGGACGAGCAGCGUCGAUCGGAUGGAUCCUUUUACAGAAGGCCCGCACUAUGGGCCCGUGCUCGAGCCAUUCCUCGCCAGAGUUGUGGGAGCGGUCAUCAAAAUCAACCCGCUGCUGGCACCUCCUGGGGAUUCACAUGAGGAUUAUCUUCGAUGGAACAUGCUAUUUCAUACGAGCAAUUGCUACCGCACGACUGACAGCCGACGAUCCUGGAUGAAGGGGCGUAAAGCCCCGGCGACGUACCCCCGCCUAACCUAUGUCAGGCUUGUCUCUCGCUCGUUCCCGUGGAUGAUCCAGAUAGUCGCGCGGGACAAGUCGGUCGGCGUAACAUGUGGAGAAAUUUUGGAUGGUAUAUCCGGAUACUUGUACGGCGACGUCGCGAAAAGAGAAUACGGGAACGUGUCCAAGUCACUGAAGCGUCAGAUUUGGAUGGCCUAUCAGCAAAACCGUUCCACCGAUCCUAAUGUACCAGGUGGUAGGCUUGGCGAGGCUCUCAAGAGGUUAGACUGGCUCGGCAACGAUACGAGGUUCGGCGGGCUGGUUGUGAAUGACGAAUUUAUCAAAGAAAUAUGCGGCGAUGUGCUCCCUGCCACGUUCGAACUGAAAUGCCUGCCAAGUUACCCGCUGACACAACAAGAACUGCAUGACCAACAAUUGCGUCAGCAGGCGGCACGAUCCAGGAACGGGUCGGCAUCUAGGUCGCCCGCUCACUCUGGUUCAGAAAGGAGUUCGGCACGUUCUGAAGAGAUAGAGUAA
Pisolithus orientalis is the source of this 840-nucleotide messenger RNA. RefSeq lists its product as uncharacterized. Lineage: Eukaryota; Fungi; Basidiomycota; Agaricomycetes; Boletales; Pisolithaceae. The transcript has 2 exons. Bases 1 to 840 code for a protein of 279 amino acids. The record is from RefSeq and is a predicted model, not a curated record.